UGGGAGUCACUCACCCAGCGUGAGCUCUAAGGCACAGCAAAAUAAAGGCAACUGGUCCCACUGCCUUGGACACCUCCCAGUAUGGAUGGCUUGGUUGAGCAGAACAGCGUGCUGAUGCACAGUAAGAUCACUGAGGCUGGGAAAAGGAAUGGUUUAAUUAACACAAGGAACUUAGUGGCAGAGAGCCGAGAUGGUUUGGUCUCUGUGUACCCCACCCCUCAGUACCAGAGCCACAGAGUGGGCAGCCUGUCCUCUCCCAGAUGCCCAGAGAAUGGCAGGAGUGACCCUGUACAGCAGCUCCUGGACCCCAGCAUGCUGCAGCAGACAGUGGAGUCUCACUACAGGCCCAACAUCAUUCUCUACUCCGAGAACAUGCUGCGCUCGUGGGGUGAGAGCCUGGGCUCAGAGUGCUGUGAGACGACCUUCAUUGAGGAGCACUCGCCCACCAAAGACAGCCUGGAGUACCCUGACAGCAAAUUCAUCGACCUGUCCGCAGAUGACAUCAAGAUCCACACCCUCUCCUAUGAGGUGGAGGAAGAGGAGGAUUUCCAGGAACUAGAGGGCCCCCCCAAAAACUCCUCAAAUCUCCCCCAAAACACCCCAAAUUCUCCGCAAAACGCUCAAGGACCACGCAAAAUCCAUCAAAUUCCCCCCAAAACCCACCCGGAUUUUGGGGAAUCCCAGGGAUUUGGGGGUCCUGUCUGGGCUUAG
Messenger RNA from Ficedula albicollis (Collared flycatcher), 711 nucleotides. RefSeq names its product synapse differentiation inducing 1 (gene SYNDIG1). Gene Ontology annotation, cellular component: intracellular membrane-bounded organelle; excitatory synapse; postsynaptic density membrane. The transcript is spliced from 2 exons. Bases 82 to 711 code for a protein of 209 amino acids. The record is from RefSeq and is a predicted model, not a curated record. Gene Ontology annotation, biological process: synaptic vesicle clustering; positive regulation of synapse assembly. NCBI's taxonomy places the organism in Eukaryota, Metazoa, Chordata, Aves, Passeriformes, Muscicapidae.